AUGAUGGACGUGAAGUGUCUGAGUGACUGUGAAUUACAGGGAGAACUUAAGAAGCUUGGAUUUUCACCUGGCCCAAUACUACCUUCCACCAGAAAAGUGUAUGAAAAUAAGCUAGUGCAAUUGUUGGUCUCGGCUCCCAGUGUAGCACCGGUGAUGAAUGGACUUGGAGAGCUGGACGAGCCUCAGGAAAGUGAUGCCUGUGAAGAGUUUAAUACCACUAUCGUUUUGAAAGGAAAUAUCACACUCUCAACAGAAAAAGGCAAGGGACCCAAAAAAGCGCUCUGA
Molecule: messenger RNA, 285 nt
Organism: Trichechus manatus latirostris (Florida manatee)
Lineage: Eukaryota; Metazoa; Chordata; Mammalia; Sirenia; Trichechidae
Gene: LEMD1
Product: LEM domain containing 1
Exons: 4
Coding region: 1-285 (94 amino acids)
Source: RefSeq, a predicted model, not a curated record